CUAUGCAUCUAAUUUGACUUUACGUUUAGGUUAUAUGUAGAAUCAUACAGAUAUUUCAUGCGAAACGCGUCUUGUGAACACUCAUGUCCGGCUAGAUCUAAGUUUCAGACUGUUGAAUGAACUUCGAUUACGCAUUCACAAUGGUAUGAACCGUUAUAGGGGUGUAUAUAAUUAUUUAAGAUACAGAUCAGAGCAAACUAUAUCUUACUAUUUAGAUGGCCCGCACAUGUUGUUUUGAAGUCCUUCAGGAGGGAUCAAUCAUUAAUGGGGGGUCAAUCCCACACAACCCCGCCUGUAAUUAGCUUAUUUUCGUGCGGUGUAUUGGUUUACUUUAAAUGCACAGUAUUAAUGCAUCAUCUCAGAAAUAUCUGUGUUUCUGUGCUUUUCUCCAGGGCGGUGGGUAAAACCUGCCUGCUGAUCAGCUACACCACAAAUGCCUUCCCCGGCGAGUACAUCCCUACAGUAUUUGACAACUAUUCUGCCAAUGUGAUGGUGGAUGGUAAACCAGUCAACCUUGGCUUAUGGGAUACAGCAGGGCAGGAGGAUUAUGAUCGCCUCCGUCCGCUCUCAUACCCGCAGACGGAUGUGUUUUUAAUAUGCUUUUCUUUGGUGAGCCCAGCGUCCUUUGAAAACGUCCGUGCAAAGUGGUACCCAGAGGUGCGGCAUCACUGUCCCAACACACCCAUCAUCCUGGUGGGCACCAAACUGGAUCUGCGAGAUGAUAAGGACACCAUAGAGAGGCUGCGGGACAAAAAACUAUCGCCCAUCACUUACCCACAAGGCCUGGCGAUGGCCCGUGAGAUCGGUGCUGUGAAGUAUUUGGAGUGCUCGGCUCUAACUCAGCGUGGUCUAAAGACUGUAUUUGACGAGGCCAUCCGUGCCGUCCUCUGCCCUCCACCCGUCAAAAAACGCGGCAAGCGCUGCACCCUCUUCUGAGUUACACAGGCGACGACAAUUCCCGGCACCUCCACACAAACUACAGUAUUUUUAAUCAGCCUCUUGGAAAAUAUAUUGUACUACUCUCACAGGUUGGGUGACAGCCGUCCAUGAAGUUCUAAUGCACAUUACAUGUAUAUGAACCAUUGGCUAGACGCGUCCAGGCGGAGGGAAACAUGUGGUAGAUGGCUUCUGUUUUUUUUUGUCGCUGCCCAGAGACGUCAUAUUUCAUUUCACAUCGUUUAUAUGAGAAGUGUUAGUGGUGCGGUGUAAUCGUUGACAUACUGUAAGGAAGUGUUUUCUUGGUGUCGUAAAGGAAGCGUGUCUAAGGAGUGGGAAAGUAAUGUCGGUUCUUGUACAAAGCUAACCAUACGCAGUAUUACCAUUGCUGAUGGCAUUAAAGUCAACAUGAAAUAGCAUUCGUGAUACAUUUUAUAUCCAUAACAAGUAAAACGGGAUGUUCGCUGACGACUGUUUGGAUUGUGAAAAGUGCUAUAAAGGGAAUAAAAUUUAGUUUCGCAAUGAAAUUUCGAGUAAGUUAUGAAAAUAAGUAUAUUCUUUGAGUGUUCAAAACUUCGCAAAUCGCAUACUAUUCGAGUAGGUGCUACAUUUGAGUAUGAACUUCACUACCUUUAGAAAAGUUUGUACUAUAUAGUAUGGGUGUAGUUCGCAUAUACUACAUCCGCCAUGUUGUCUUUAUCACAUAAACUACAUGCAUCAGUUGCGUUGAUUUGCUCAAAUUUCGCCUGUCCUCAUGGGGUAGUAUAGUGUUGGAAUACGUACUUCAGAAUCUCGCCUACUGUUUUUCAAAUACUACUCUGUUUUUGACUAUAUAGUAGGGUAGUAUGUGAUUUUUGGAUGCACCACUGUUAUUUUUAAUGUGCUUUUGAACAUUCCAUUGUAUAAUUUUGUAAAGAUAAUGGAAAGUUUUACUUCUGGAUGGUCUAAAAAUAGCAACAAUUAAAUAAAACCUUCUGUGAACAAUUCUUACAUUUAAGACGGUAUCGCGGCUGGGAAUUGGCACAGGCCAUUGAUAAUGUCUCUGGGGCCCCCCAUAAAUGUAUGGGCCCUGAAAUCUUCCUAAACCCCCUCCCAAGCGGCGCCGCUGCUAACAUUACUAAAAAGCGCAUAGCUUCGAAUGAACAUCGCUGUUAAUUUUGUCGAUGAAAAUGGCUUGAUGCAAACCGAAAAUUGACAUGUCUGCUGCGCUAUUAUUGUGACCUAAUUUUACGCACUCUGAUCCGCUCAUCAAAUGAAUAAACAGCGCAAUGCAGCAGAUUAUAACAAAAAAAUUGUGGUUUGUUUUAAUAUUUUUGACUAGUAAUUUUUUUGUUGACAAUAUAAUGUGCUGUUAAAAGUUAUUAAGUUACAUUAAUAGUUAUUAAGUACCAAGCUAUAGUCAACACACAUUUUUCGCCUUUAUUUUCAUAGACGAAAUUAGCAACGUAAUUGGUCAAAGCAUUACUUAAAUGGGUGUGCUUUUUCAAUAUUAUGACUAAGGUUACAGUACGAAUACAUUUGAUAUUUAUAUAUAGAACAGUGCUUGACGUAAACCGAAAAUUGACAAUUCUGCUGCGCUAGUAUCGUAACCAAAUUUUGCACGAUCUGAUCCGCUCAUCUAAUGAAUAAACAGUGCAAUGCAGCAUAUUAUAACAAAAAAUAAUGGUGCGUUUUUAUAUUUUUGACUAGUAAUUUUUUCGUCGACAGUAUAAUGUGCUGUUAAUAGUUAUUAAGUUACAUUAAUAGUUAUAAAGUUACGUUACUUGAGCACAUUAAGUGACGUUAUUCGCGCAGAGGACCAGUCAUCUAAUUGUUUGUAUCAAGCUAUAGUCAGACAUAUUUCGCCUUUAUUUUCAUUGACGAAAUUAGCAACGUUAUUGAUCAAAGCAUUACUUAAAUGGGUGUGCUUUUUCAAUAUUACGACUAAGAUUACAGUACGAAUACAUUUGAUGUUUAUUUAUAGAACAGUGCUUGACGUAAACCGAAAAUUGACAAUUCUGCUGCGCUAGUAUCGUAACCAAAUUUUGCACGAUCUGAUCCGCUCAUCUAAUGAAUAAACAGCGCAAAGCAGCAUAUUAUAACAAAAAAUAAUGGUGCGUUUUUAUAUUUUUGACUAGUAAUUUUUUCGUCGACAGUAUAAUGUGCUGUUAAUAGUUAUUAAGUUACAUUAAUAGUUAUAAAGUUACGUUAAUUAAGCACAUUAAGUGACGUUAUUUGCGCAGAGGACCUGUCAUCUAAUUGUUUGUAUCAAGCUAUAGUCAACACACAUUUUUCGCCUUUAUUUUCAUUGACAAAAUUAGCAACGUUAUUGAUCAAAGCAUUACUUAAAUGGGUGUGCUUUUUCAAUAUUAUGGCGAAGAUUACAUUACUAUUUAUAUAUAGAACAGUGCGCAUCGCUGAAUUACUUAAACAGUGUCCAUUUAUUUCAUUUUGACUUUAAAGCCUCACGUAGUGAUGAACACUAGAUGUUUUCUUCUUCUCGAUGCUAAUUUAGCCAGAAGCUAAAAAGAAGGAAGCUGUGAAACUCGCACAUUGUCUCUCUACUGUAAUGUCGAUAUAUAAACUAAUGUAUAAAGUUAGCGAAAACACUUUUUGGAUUUUGUUAUUUUCUAGUUUUUAUUUUUAUGUAUGGAUAAACCACUUUAAUCCUGAUCUGCGAUGAAGGGUUUAACGCUACAGCUUCACAAUCCAAAAUCUCCAAGCUCUGUUUGAACAAAUGCCCAUUAUUAGGUGUGCGCGAGGGACUUGCAUGCCGCAAAACGAAGCCUGAAUGUGUCUUUAAGCGAAGGACAUGCAUGGGCAUUUGUUCUUGAUCUCUCCCUCUUUGGAAACCUUGUGAAUCUGUGUCUGCAUGUGGUGUGAGUGUGAUGUGGUUGACUGUCGAGUGUGAGCUUAAAAAAAAAAAAAAGUGUCCUGCAUCGGUGCUACUGCACUUCCUUUCUCUCACGCAAGUUUGUAAAUAACUCUCAAAAUGGACAAAAAAAAAAGUUCACAGCUGCCAAAAGACAUUUCCAUGAUGUAAGAUAGUAUAUUUACAAAACAAAAAAAUGUUUUAGAUGAGGAAUGCAUUAAUUAAUAAAUCUAUUCAUGUUUUACCCAUA
Molecule: messenger RNA, 4037 nt
Organism: Danio aesculapii
Lineage: Eukaryota; Metazoa; Chordata; Actinopteri; Cypriniformes; Danionidae
Gene: rac3b
Product: Rac family small GTPase 3b
Exons: 5
Coding region: 265-936 (223 amino acids)
Biological process (GO): regulation of cell shape; establishment or maintenance of cell polarity; regulation of actin cytoskeleton organization
Cellular component (GO): plasma membrane; cytoplasmic vesicle; cytoskeleton
Molecular function (GO): GTP binding; protein kinase binding; GTPase activity
Source: RefSeq, a predicted model, not a curated record